CUCUAAUCAUAGCCUAGCCACAUGACCACAUUAUAUCUAGAAAAGAUCAUGCCCGGCCAGUAUGAAUAGAUCUACAGAGAAUGAGGAGUUAAGUUUACAGAGUGCACCUUUUCUAAAGAAAAGGAAAGAGGGCAUGGAAAUGUCCUACAUCAGAAGACCAUGGCAGAUUGUGUCUCUGAUUUACAAAAGCAAAGUGUUCAAGAUUGAACCACUUCUGUUCCUAUACAUGUUCUCUAGAUUUUUCUUUACUCCGCUGUACCAGCAAUACUACUUUGUUAGGUUUGGCUCAGAUUUAUUGCAAAACACUUCAUUUCCAUUCCCCAAUGGCUCUUUCUGCCUUAACAGCUCUCUGGUGGACAAGUACGCUGGCUGUAAUGCUCACAAGACAGUGGAGUCAUAUUCCACAAAUCUGUUGCUGUAUGGACAGCUUGCAGUGCGUAUACCAGGAAUGAUAACUGUGCUCAUUGUAGGUCCUCUGUCUGACCGCUUCGGUCGCAAACUUGUGUUACUUUUGGCUCUGUUUGGUAAUUUGCUACAAAGUAUACUAGCAUUUUUUAUCAUCUGGUUUCAAUUGAACCCAUAUUACUUCAUUUUAUCGAACUUCUUCACUGGUUUGUGUGGAGAUUUCACUGGAGUUCUCGCUGGAUCGUUUUCUUACAUUGCAGAUGUCAGCUCACCAAAAUGGAGAACAUUUAGGAUUGGAAUAAUUGAAGGCAUGUUAGCCAUUGGUGGUGCAUUGGGACAAUUUUUAAGUGGGUAUUGGCUAAAUCAAAACAGUUGCAACUUCUUACCCAUAAUGGGUUCAGUAGUAGCUUGCUGUCUAGUUUCCCUUUUGUGGGUUUUAUUCUUGGUCCCCGAAUCUUUAUCACGUAAAGAGAGAUUAAAAAGAAUUGAAGAAAAACCAAAUGCCGUGCAAGUUGCUCUGCGAGGCCUGAAAAUGUUUUUGGGCAGAGUUCCACAGUACUCAGCGUGGAAGCUCUGGGCAGCAGUUGUAAUGCUGAACCUACCUUUAUUUAAUACCGAAGGAAAUAUUCUAAUCAGCGUUUACUUUCUUAAAGCCCCUCCAUUUGAUGUUGAUGCUACAGUUAUUGGAAUUCUCCAGUCUAUGCAAUCAGUUGCUCGAGCUGUAAGUGUGACGCUUGUUUUGUUCUCCUUUAGUGUUGCACUAAGACUACCCGAUAGCGUGAGUGCUUUUGUGGGAAUAUCAUUUCAAAUGGCUGCCAACAUAUUGACAGGCUUUGCUAAUAAAACCUUUCAACUGUAUUUCAUUGUUGUGGUGCAAGGUGUAGAAGCGAUUUCAUGGGCUGCUGGAAGAAGUUUAAUGUCUAAACUGGUGUCAAAGGGAGAUCAAGGAGCUCUUUUUUCUGUUGUAGCAUCAAUUCAGUCAGUUGUGUCCCUACUGUCAAGUUUACUAUGGCCUCCCCUCUACCCUCUAACGCAAACUAACAAUCUACCACCAGGGUUUAUUUUUCUUAUCAUGGCCCUGUUUGACGUCCUGGCAUACCCAAUGAUCAUUGCACUGAUGGUGUCACAAUUGUCCCAACGAUGGAAGAGUAGCAAAGUACCAUCAAAUACCGUGACCUCAAGUCAGGAUAAAGAAACUGAUAAACUACUUGUUAGUGGACAAAAAUUUUACUCUAGCUAACAAGAUCAGAGAGACUUAGCUAAUUUUUUACUCUUUUGUUUUAUAGAUUUGUAAGUGUGAGGAUUCUGUGCCAAAUUUGCUUUUGCACAAGC
Messenger RNA from Halichondria panicea, 1737 nucleotides. RefSeq names its product proton-coupled folate transporter-like. Gene Ontology annotation, molecular function: transmembrane transporter activity. The record is from RefSeq and is a predicted model, not a curated record. The coding region runs from base 62 to 1645 and encodes 527 amino acids. The transcript is spliced from 4 exons. Lineage: Eukaryota; Metazoa; Porifera; Demospongiae; Suberitida; Halichondriidae. Gene Ontology annotation, cellular component: membrane. Gene Ontology annotation, biological process: transmembrane transport.